Molecule: messenger RNA, 709 nt
Organism: Balaenoptera acutorostrata (minke whale)
Lineage: Eukaryota; Metazoa; Chordata; Mammalia; Artiodactyla; Balaenopteridae
Product: thymosin beta-15A
Exons: 4
Coding region: 98-460 (120 amino acids)
Biological process (GO): regulation of cell migration; actin filament organization
Cellular component (GO): cytoplasm
Molecular function (GO): actin monomer binding
Source: RefSeq, a predicted model, not a curated record
UGCGGGGUUCCGCAUCGGAAGGCUAACCUCGUCCUGUGUACCAAGCGGUCUCAGUUCAGCGGUCUCCCUUUCACUGGUCUUCAAGCCUUCGGUCAAGAUGAGUGAUAAGCCAGACUUGUCUGAAGUGGAGAAGUUUGACAAGUCAAAACUGAAGAAAACUAACACUAAAGAAAAAAACACUCUUCCCUCAAAGGAAACUAUUUGGGUCUUUGAUCUCAUCCCUAAUGAGCCAUGCAAACUGUGGUUUUGGCCUUCUCUACCUGAUGACAAGAUGAGCUAUCCAGCAGGAGAAAGAGUGUGGUCAAACAUCGUAAGAUGGGGAUCUCCUUGCAAGAGCAAAUUUCAACAUUGCUUGAGUGUCUUGAUUUUGGUAAAACUUUGUAGAGAUUUUAGGCAUCUUCUGAUGUCUUCUCACCCACAAUCCCUGGCUAAGAGGUCAGGGGUAGCCUACAUUCCCUGACAUUCAUUUUAAAACUUCCAUUGGUGCGUAAAUUCCAGCUGGCAGAUGCUGUCAAUAAUCUAACCGUUGAUGACCUUUGUGCUUGUAGUCUUUGCACCCCCUACCGGAUAAGCCACUUUUAACUUUCUACAAUGGUUCCCUCUAUUGCUUUAUAAUCUUCAUGAAGUUGCAUGCUUUUGCAUCUUCUCACAGUUUAUUUUCAUUUGUAAUGGAGCAAUAAAAUAAUAAAUAUAAUCAGUAUGUUUAUAA